AUGUCGCUGGCCGAGAAGGUAGAGAAGUUGCGCGACUUGGUCCGCUUGAUCAACGACGCCUCCGAAACGGUCAUUCGGGAAUGGCAGGCGGAGGCGAAGGAUACAAAUAUCGAUCCAACGACCUCGCUGCUCCCCUCUGUCGAGCUGUUCAAUGCAAGGAGGAGUCUCGUGGGUGCCUGUGGCAUGGUGUCUGACAUAGUCGCAGAGCCGCAACACCGUCUCAUGGAGAUAGCCUCCGAAUUCUAUAUAUCGAGGGCUCUGCAUAUCGCGGCGGAAGGUCGCAUCGCCGAUAUACUGGUAGAUGCGGACCCCAUCGAAGGCUUGCAUAUCAAGGAAAUUGCUCUCAAAGCGGGUGUCGAACAGCGGAAACUAGCAAGAGUGUUACGCUGUCUUUCCUCCGUGCAUGUGUUCAAAGAGGUCAAGGAACUUCACUUCGCCAAUAGCUGGACAUCGCAGGCCAUCGCCGGUAAUGAUCCACUUCGAUGCUGGCUCUUGACUAAUGGACUGGAUGUCUACGCCGCAUCCGAAGGCCUUCUGAGAGUGCUCUUCGACCCAGCACGCACGACGUCCGAUUCGCUCUAUGAUACGGCCUUCAACGAAGCGCAUCAGACGAAACUGAGCUUUUGGGAGUUCCUCGAACGAGGCGAGGAACAGCCGGAUGGGACCGUGAAGCCUCGGCACGGACUGGAGAUAUUCAGCCUUGCUAUGUUGGGUGGGGGCCGAGUACACGCGCCUCCGUUGUACGCGGACUACCCCUGGGCCGCGCUUGGGUCGGGAACCGUGGUUGACGUGGGAGGAGGCGUAGGCGGAAUGUGUUUAGAACUAGCGAAGCAAUACCCUGACCUCAAAUUCGUUCUCCAAGACAGGCCACCGGUGAUAGAGAAGGCCAAAGCUGUAUGGCAACGCGAGCUGCCCGAAGCCAUCGAAACGCAGCGCAUCGCGUUCAUGGAGCACGACUUCUUCAAAGAACAGCCUGUCAAAGGCGCCGAGGUCUACUUUAUGCGCAACGUCCUCCAUGACUGGCCAGACAACGAGUCAUGCACACUCCUUAAGCAUCUGUACAAUGCCAUGGGCCCGCAGUCCCGCAUUCUGACGGCCGAUCAAGUCAUCCAUACAACGGUCGGUUCGAAAUACCUGAAGCCCGCGCCCUUGCCGCUGCCGGCGAACUACGGAUACGCGCACCAACUGGCGCAUAUCCGGGAUAUGAACAUGAUGACGCUGUUCAACGCGAAGGAACGCACGCCAGAGGACCUUGACGAAUUGGCGCAGCGGGUGUCGUUGAAGGUGGCGAAGGUAUGGGAGUGCCGCAGCAUGAUGUCGAUUACGGAGAUGAGGAGGCACGAAGACCUCACGGCUACCGGGAGCGCUGUGUAG
Molecule: messenger RNA, 1374 nt
Organism: Rhodofomes roseus
Lineage: Eukaryota; Fungi; Basidiomycota; Agaricomycetes; Polyporales; Fomitopsidaceae
Product: S-adenosyl-L-methionine-dependent methyltransferase
Exons: 6
Coding region: 1-1374 (457 amino acids)
Molecular function (GO): O-methyltransferase activity
Source: RefSeq, a predicted model, not a curated record